Molecule: messenger RNA, 3971 nt
Organism: Balaenoptera acutorostrata (minke whale)
Lineage: Eukaryota; Metazoa; Chordata; Mammalia; Artiodactyla; Balaenopteridae
Gene: GATB
Product: glutamyl-tRNA amidotransferase subunit B
Exons: 12
Coding region: 32-1585 (517 amino acids)
Biological process (GO): glutaminyl-tRNAGln biosynthesis via transamidation; mitochondrial translation
Molecular function (GO): glutaminyl-tRNA synthase (glutamine-hydrolyzing) activity
Source: RefSeq, a predicted model, not a curated record
UGUAUCACCUGACCAGGACUCUGGAGAGGCAAUGGCGACCCCCAUGCUGCGCUGGUGCUGUCCUGGAAGGCGUUGGAUUUUCGCCGGGAUUGGCGGCGGUUCUCGCCACGGAAGAGGGGUUCCAACUGGGUCCACGUCCAGCGGGAAGAGGGGACAGAGCUCAGUGGCUCAGCAGCCCCUCAUCACGGCCCAGAAACCGAGGAAAGGUGAACGUGAAUGGGCAGCUGUGGUAGGUUUGGAGAUUCAUGCCCAGAUUGCCUCCAACUCCAAACUCUUCUCUGGAUCUCAAGUCGACUUUGCAGCACCUCCCAAUUCUUUGGUAUCUUUUUUUGAUGCAUCUCUGCCUGGAACUUUGCCGGUCCUCAACAGGCGGUGUGUGGAAGCGGCCGUGAUGACCGGCCUGGCCCUGGACUGCCACAUCAACAGGAAGUCCUUGUUUGACCGGAAGCACUACUUCUACGCAGACCUCCCUGCCGGCUACCAGAUUACCCAGCAGAGGCUGCCGAUCGCCGUGAACGGGAGCUUGGCGUACAGCGUCUGUGUGGGGCAGAGGUGGAGUCAGAUGGUCACCAGGACAGUGGGGGUCAAGCAGAUCCAGCUGGAACAGGACAGCGGCAAAAGCCUCCAUGACAACCUGCGGUCCCAGACGCUCAUUGAUUUGAACAGAGCGGGGGUCGGCCUUCUGGAAGUGGUCCUGGAGCCUGACAUGUCCUGUGGAGAAGAGGCGGCCGCAGCCAUCAGGGAGCUACAGCUGAUUCUUCAGGCCCUGGGGACCAGCCAGGCGAACAUGGCAGAGGGCCAGUUGAGAGUGGACGCCAACAUAUCUGUGCAUCACCCUGGGGAGCCUUUGGGUGUUCGAACCGAAGUGAAGAAUCUCAACAGUGCCAGGUUUUUGGCCAAAGCUAUAGACUAUGAAAUUCAGAGGCAAAUCAGUGAACUCGAGAAUGGAGGUAAAAUUCUGAAUGAAACUCGCUCGUUCGAUUACAAGCUGGGGUGCACCGUGCCAAUGAGAGACAAAGAAGGAAAACAAGACUACAGGUUCAUGCCGGAGCCCAACCUGCCCCCGCUGCUGCUCUACGACUCGGGGUCCCUGCCCACUGGCGCAGACCCACAGCAGGUGAUCGACAUCGACCAGCUCCGGGAGCAGCUUCCCGAGCUGCCCCGCGUGACCCGGGAGAAGCUCGUGCGACAGUACGGGAUGCGGCCGGAGCACAGCUUUGCCUUGCUGAAUGAAGUUGGCCUACUGGAGUUCUUCCAAAAUGUGAUGAAAGAAACUAGGGCAGAACCAAAAAAAGUGACUAGUUGGGUCCUCAACACUUUUCUGGGCUUUUUAAAGCAACAGAACCUUGCCGUCAGUGAGAGUCCUGUCACACCCUCUGCCCUGGCUGAGCUGCUUGACCUGCUGGACAGGAAAGCCAUCUCUUCAUCCGCAGCUAAACAGGCCCAGUGUGUGAAAACCCGGAAAAAUAGCAUCCUCAUCAAAGGCGGCCUUCCGCCUCAUCUCCAGCCCCACCUGACAGUCUCAGGUGGGCACAAGGUCCCUGGAACUCAGAGAACUCUUACAAAUAAGCACCCAGAAGGAUAAUGAACACCAAGGCGGCCGCCUGAUCUCGACUUCAGAUAUCACAGCUGUCAGUUCUUCAGCCAGUAACUUAAUGUUAUUUUUUUUUUUUUAAUUUUUUUAUUUAUUUAUUUAUUUAUUUUUGGCUGUGCUGGAUCUUCGGUUCGUGCGAGGGCUUUCUCUAGUUGCGGCAAGUGGGGGCCACUCUUCAUCGCGGUGCGGGGACCGCUCUUCAUCGCGGUGCGCGGGCCUUUCACUAUCGCGGCCCCUCCCGUUGCGGGGCACAGGCUCCAGACGCGCAGGCUCAGCAGCUGUGGCUCACGGGCCCAGCUGCUCCGUGGCAUGUGGGAUCUUCCCAGACCAGGGCUCGAACCCGUGUCUCCCGCAUUAGCAGGCAGAUUCUCAACCACUGCGCCACCAGGGAAGCCCUAAUGUUAUUUUAAUGGUGCCUUUGGCAUUUAAUAUUUAUACAUCUCCUCAGUAGUGGCAGGUUACGUAGCGAGGCUUUGGAAAAGCGGCUGCUUUUGGCUAAUUACGAGGCACCGUGGAGCAUACACCCAGCUCUGUGCUGUGAAACUGGGGAUGGCAACUAAAAAAGGCUCUGCUUACCCACCACCAAGUGAGGCUGUCAAGUAUAGGGCCUGCGCCACAUUUAGGAAAGGGUUUUGGUUGCCUGGAUGUCAGAGGAAUACAAAUGUUUAUGACGGUGCUCAGCAGUAGCAGGAUGAUUAGAUGGCCUGAGGGCAGAAGGAAACUAUAUACACAUAAGAGCAAAUGAAUUGUUGCAUUUGAAACCAAAGAGGAAAAAAACCUUCCCCUUCCUACUCCUCCUGCCCCAGCAAAGAAAACCUAGUGCAGAUAAUAUGUUAGGUUCAGAGGGAAGAGACUGGAACUGCGGGGGAAUGCUGACAGCUGGGUUCAGAUACAGAUAAGAGACAUUUUUGGAUUCUGUCGGCGUCCAGCAUGUUUAAAGGAGGUGGGGUGGAAUCCUGGCUUCUGUAAGGCAAUCACAGAACCAAACUAAAAGUCUGAUUGUGUGUCCCAUGAGGGCAUCUCCCUUACACACCAUUGCCUUAGGGGAUUUGCUUUUUAAUUUUUCUACCUUCUUUUCUGUUUUUUUAAAAAAUCACUGAUCUUCUGGUGAAAAAAAAUGGUAUUUGUUCACUGUGACAAACUUAAGUAAUGCUGAAAAAUAUAAAGAUUUUCCAAUUCUACCACCUUGAAAUAACUACCAUUAAUACUGGGUGAACGGGACUUCCCUGGCGGUCCAGUGGUUAAGACUCCGUGCUUCCAUUGCAGGGGGCGCGGGUUCAGUCGCUGCUCGGGGAACUAAGAUUCCACAUGCUGCACGGCAUGGCCAAAAAUUUUUAAAAAUUAAAAUAUAUAUAUAUAUUGGGUGAACAUCAUCCCAGGCAGCUUUCUGUGCAUACAUAGAGUUAGCAGGGUGGAUUGUGGGCUGGGCAGACAGGAGGUUAGAAAAAUAAGCCUUGUGAAAAUAAGAGGUUUUAGUGUACUGUUUUUUAGUUUUAUUUUUUAAGAAGCGUACAGUUCAUUGGUUUUUAGUAUAGUCACAAGGUUAUAACCAUCACCACUAUCUAAUUCCAGAACAUUUUCAUCACCGCAGAAACAUAACCCUGCAUCCAAUUAGCAGUUUCACCCCAUUAACCCCUUACCCUGGGCAACUGCUAAUCUACCGUCUGUCUCUAUGGAUUGGCCUAGUCUGGGCAUUUAAGAUAAAUGGACUCAUACAAUAUGUGGCCUUUUGUGUCUGGCUUCUUUCACAUAGUGUCAUGUUUUCAAAGUCCAUCUAUGUUGUGUCAGUACUUCAUGCCUUUUUAUGGCUAAAGAAUAUCCCGUCGUGUGGACAGAACCACAUUUUGUCUACCAUUCAUCAGUAAGUGGACACUUGUGUUGUUUCCUGGUUUUGGCUCUUAUGGAUAAUGCUGCUGUGAACAUGUAUGUACAGGGUUUUGUUGGUGCAUAUGUUUUCAAAUUUCUUGGGGUGGUACCUAUAGGAAUGGAAUCUCUGGGUCACGUGGUAAUUGUAUGUUUAACAUUUUGAGGACCUGCCGGACUGUUUUCCAAAUGGGCUGCACCAUUUUACAGUCCCCUCAGCAGUGUGUGAGGGUUCCAGUUUCUCCACAUCCCCGCCAGCCCUUGUAAUUGUCCUGCUUUUUGAUUGUAGUCAUCCUAGUAGGUGUAAAGUAGUAGCUCAUGGUGUAUUGAUUUGCGUUUCCCUGAUGACUAAUUACAUUGAGCGUCUUAUUUUUAUAGUCUACUGUAAAAUGUAACACAUAAAUGUGUUAUAAUUAAUUUUUACUGAAUCUGACAGAGGAAUCCAAGUAGGCCUUAGGUUUUAGAAACCCUGGGAGGCAGAAUGACUCUGGUUCCACUGGUUACUGGUGUUUCC